Phytophthora nicotianae INRA-310 is the source of this 690-nucleotide messenger RNA. RefSeq lists its product as hypothetical. The coding region runs from base 1 to 690 and encodes 229 amino acids. NCBI's taxonomy places the organism in Eukaryota, Oomycota, Peronosporomycetes, Peronosporales, Peronosporaceae. The record is from RefSeq and is a predicted model, not a curated record. The transcript is spliced from 4 exons. Gene Ontology annotation, cellular component: TIM23 mitochondrial import inner membrane translocase complex. Gene Ontology annotation, biological process: protein import into mitochondrial matrix.
AUGCUGCGCUUCUUGUACACCCCCGCUGUCCGCGCUGCACAGAAGUCGGCGCAGCAGCAGCGCUCACGCGCGCUGCUGGUGCUGGCUCGCCGUCCGGCGGCUUCUACACGCAGCUUUACGUCCACGCGCUCUCGUUUGAACGCUGACAAGGCAACUCCUGAGGGACAGAAGGCUCCGGAUGCACUGGUGCUUACGCCCUACGAGAAGGUGACGGCCACUGCCACUGGCGGCUUUUGGCUCGGCCUCAUUGGUCUGGGCGCCGUUGGCGUCUACUUCGUCGCUCGUGAGCUGCUACCCAACCGUAUGAGCCCCAACGGCCUCUUCAGUGAGUCGCUGGACUUCCUUUCGGAGAACACCGAUGUGACGUCGCGUCUCGGUCUGCCGAUCCACGGCUACGGCCACGACCACGGUGGCCACCGUGAAGGUCGUCGUAACCGCAUUGAGCACGUGAACCUCCAGGCCAAGGACGGUACCCCACGUCUUCGCAUCAAGUACAACAUCAAGGGCCCUUCGGGUCACGCUUACGUGUUUGCUGAGGUGAACAAGAACAUGAAGAAGAAUGAGUACGUGUACCUCAUCGUGCAGGUGACCAAGACCGGUGAGCUCCUCAAGAUUGUUGACAACCGACAGAUUCUCGCGGCCGAGACCAAGGAGGAACAGGACGCUCUUCGUCAGCUACUCGGCAAGUAG